GGCACCCAGCUGCAAUGGGAUGGUGGUGCCAGCCCUGCAGAGUUCCCCAGACAUUGCCCUAGGGGCAGAGCUGCUCCAGGAGGGUUAUUGCAGCCAGGAACUGGGCAAAGGUUGGGAAAGUUGGGCGUAGCCUUGUGCUUUCUGCAGCUCUGCUGAGUGCCCCGAGGGAGGUCUAUCUUGGUGGGGCUCCCUUGGAGAAGGACCCCUGGGGGGCUGCUUGCCCCCCUGAGGACCUCUCUCUGAGAUGGGGCUCCCCUGGGGCUGCAGCCACCACAGCUUCACCGGCCAUGCCAGGGGCCUCCUGACUUUCCUCGUCACUCUGCUUCUCCUCCAGCUGGGCUCAGCCCAGCUCAGAGUGGUGGGACCAGGACACUCUGUCACUGCCACUGUGGGGCAGGAUGUCGUGCUGUCCUGCCACUUGUCCCCUCAACGCGAUGCUCGCAGCUUGGAGGUCAGGUGGAUCCGGGACCAAAUCUCUGAGACAGUGCACCACUACCGCAAUGGACAGGACCUGUACGGGGAGCAGAUGGGGGCAUAUGCCGGGAGGACAGAGUUGGUCAGAGAUGGUCUCUCUGCUGGAAGACUGGACUUGCGAAUCACGGGGCUGAGACCCUCUGAUGAUGGCCAGUAUGUCUGCACAGUGGGAGAUGCUGAUGCUUAUGAUGAAGCCAUUGUGGAGCUGGAGGUGUCAGCCACAGGCGCUGACCCCCACCUCUCCCUGGGGGGCUACGAGGCCGGAGGCGUCUGGGUGCUGUGUGGAUCGGCCGGCUGGUACCCGCUGCCACAGCUGCUGUGGAGGGAUGCUCGCGGGCAGCACCUGCCCUCGGUCUCCCAGACACAUUCCCAGGACCAGGAGGGGCUCUUUGAAAUCGAAGGCGCCGUCAUCGUUACCGGGAGCGUGGAGGGGCCCUUGUCAUGCGUGGUCAGGAGCAGCCGCAUCCAGCAGGAGCGGGAAUCAUCCCUGCAAAUCGCAGCUCCCUUCUUCCACAACGCCCAGCCCUGGAAGGUGGCUCUGGCUGUGGUCCUCGUGCUUUUGGCUGUGUCCAUUGGCCUCGGUGUUUAUCUCUUUCGAAAGCAAGCGGCACAGAGCCGAGAGCUGGCCAAAAAGGAUGCAAAGCUGGUGGAACAGGCUGCAGAGAUAGAGGAAAAAGUUGCAAGACUGGAUGAACAAACUGCAGAGCUGGUGAAACAAGCUGCAGAGCUGGCAUGGAGAAGGUGUCUGCUGCUUCAAAAUAGAGUGAAGGUGACCCUGGAUCCGGACACCGCUCAUCCCCAGCUUGUCCUGUCUCAGGACAACUGCAGUGUUAGAUGCGAAAGUGAAUGGCAGCAGGUGCCUGACACACCAGAGAGAUUUGACUACCGGUGCUGCGUGCUGGGCCGUGAGGAGUUCAGAGAGGGGAGGCACUGCUGGUUGGUGGAGGUGGAGGGAGAGCGGCUAAAGAAUUCACGGUGGGCUGUGGGGUUGGCCAGGGCUUCUGUGGAGAGGAAGGGGUAUUUCAAAAGGAGCCCUGAAGGAGGGAUCUGGGCUGUGCAGUGCAAUGAUGGGCACCUCACAUCUCUCACAUCUCCUCGCACCCCCUUAUCCCUGUCCCCUGUCCCCACAAGGAUCUGGGUCUGUCUGGACUGUACCCAGAGGCAAGUGUCUUUUAUCAACGCUGACAAUGGGGUCGAAAUCUUCACUUUCACAGCAGCCUCCAUCAAUGGGGAGAGCAUCCGUCCUUGGUUCUGGCUGGUGCCAGGCAGCGUCCAGCUGUGCCUCAGGGACAGCACUCCCCAGACCCUGUCCCCAGCCCCGGGGGGCUCCUGCCCUUCUCCAGACACUCCUGCAUCACCUCUCCUUUGUCCUGCAGGAGCAGCACAGGAAUGAGGGGCAGUGGGGCCAGGGGCUGCCCUGUGUUCC
Anas platyrhynchos (mallard) is the source of this 1900-nucleotide messenger RNA. NCBI's taxonomy places the organism in Eukaryota, Metazoa, Chordata, Aves, Anseriformes, Anatidae. The record is from RefSeq and is a predicted model, not a curated record.